AUUACCGGGUGAACUGUGCUCCCGCUGAGACACAGUGCCGCUCCGCAGCUUUCAUUUACGGGCUUUUUUUGUUAAGAAAAAGUAUCCAUCAUGGGAAAUGACUCGAUUUACGAUCGUAGCAGAGGAAUAAAAAGGACCGUGUGCUGUUAAAGAGACUCCCAUGAAUGACGCGACAUUAGAUCAGCGGAGCUGGACGGGUGCCAAGUUUUGGGGAAGGUUUUCUAUAGUAGUCAACCUGGGUGAAAUUGCAGGGACAGCCUCUAAACCAUGUAUGAGUCUCGGUACUACGAUAGCCCCCCUGUGUACAGCCCGCCUUACAGCACUCACUCCCACAGCUUCUAUCCCCCAAGGAGCGUCCGCUCCCCCCAGAGCCAGUAUGUCCCCUACACCUACGAUGUCCCUCCGGGCUCCAACUACAUUGAGGAGAAGCCUCAACACUUCUACCGCUGGUUUUCUCCUCCUGGUUUCGUCAAAACCUUCCAAGGAGUUACAGUCCUCAUGUGUUUCCUCAUCUUCGCCUGCGUGGCUUCCACCUUGGUGUGGGACAUGAAUGGAUUUGGGUACGGGGGCUACGGUGUCGGGGCCACAGGGAGUAUCGUUGGGAUGGAGUCAGGAUAUUAUGGAGGCAGCUACGGCUACGGUAGCUCCUACAUGACACCACAGUCUGCCAAGGCGGCCAUGAUUUCCAUGGUGGCCAUUAACUUCCUGGUUUCACUGGGCUUCCUGGUGGCAAGUUUCUCACGUUCACGGAUCAUGAGGGGAUGCAGGUUCUACCUCACCGUGUUCAUUUGCGAUAUCAUCUUAGCUGUCCUUCAGAUAGCUGCUUGCUGUCUGGAAACGAAGUCGAUAAAAAUGGGCAUCAUCGACAUCAUCUUUGUGAUCGGGGUGAACCCGAUGUCUCAGAGCUCACAGAGCAUGCUGUACAAUCCCAUGCUGAUGAUGUGCCAGAGCAUCCAGGGCAGUCCCAGCCUCAGCGGCAGCAUUGGGGCCGGUUUUCCUGGGGGGUUCCCCAUGUACAAUCAAUACCUGCACCACUACUGCUACAUGGAUCCCGAGGAGGCGGUUGCAUUAGUGUUGGGGCUGAUGGUGGUGUUGGCCCUGUCCCUGUCUGCUUACUUCGCCUACAAGACCCGCAGCAAGAUUUGGCGCCAUGGCAAAGCUAACAUCUACUGGGACGAGUCGCUGCUCAGAUCGUCAGAGGGCCAGGAUGUACAGGACUGGGUGAACCAUGUUGGAGAGGUACGCAGCACCCAUCAGGCACCAACUGUCGUCGUAUCAGAGAGAGCAGCACCUGACCUGAGGGCAGAGAACAGUGUCGUCUCCUACGGCAACGGAACAGUCAGCAUCCACAGUGAGGGAUAUUAUAAAAGCAACAGUAAUGGUCGGGGUGCUGAGCCUCUGUGCCAGAACGGCAGGGUCACAGUUGGCUCCAGCAGCUCCUCGGAGGAGACUGACAGCAUGAGGAAACCUCCUCCUUAUCACGUGAAGAAGGAACGGAGGAAGGGCCGAGAGCCCAGGCCUGCUGCUCGGGAGAGGAUGGAGUCCCCGUGUGAAACCGGUUACACCACCGGAGACACUGGCAAUGAGCUGGACCGGGACCACACAGAUAACCUUUACAGGCUGUACCCAGAGAUAACUUCAGACGAGCAGCGCCGGCAGUACAAGAAGGAGUUUGACUUGGAUCUGGCCCGCUAUAAGAGCCUCUGUGCCGAAAUGGAUGACAUCAGUGACCAGAUGCACAAGCUGAGCCGAGAACUGGACAUGUUGGACCAGGGCUCCAUUAAGUACCAGGGUGUGGCAGACGAGUAUAACCGACUCAAAGACCUGAAAAGGACGUCAGACUAUCAAGCAAGGAAGAAGCAGUGCAAAGAACUUCGGGAAAAACUUUUCCACAUCAAACGCCUGGUGAAAAUCUUUGACCAAGGUCUUUGUUAGUAUAGUGUGUCUUAAUAAAAUCUGUCCAAACGGCUGAGGAUGAACACUGACAGAUGUGUGACCUGGCUAAAGAAACAAGGCUGUAUCCUCCAUUUUCUCUCCAGUUUUACUGCUUUGCUGUUUGAAUAGUAACGGUUCAGCUUCAGUCACUGAACCUUGAAUGUUUUUGACCCGAAUGUUUACAACUUCUGUAUUACUUUUGCAGCUGUGAGAGUGGAUUACUGUCGGAACAGCGCUACUGGUAGACUUUUCUUUGCUUCGCUGUAACAACAUGGCACUGUUAAAAUUAUAUUUAUUAUAUAUACUGUUAGUAUUAUAAUUUAAUACUGCUUAAUUGUUCCAGAAUGUCGUAGUAUGGGAAUUAAUGAAUCUCAGCUUUUAUACAGAAAGAAUGUCAUGAGUGAAGAUAUAACAACAGAAAUGGGAGAAAAAUAUAUUUAUCAUGUUCAUACUACUUGUAUUAUGGUUUUCUACUAUAACAUGUUUGUUUGCUUUAAUGUUCAAGAAACACAUCCUUUUUCUCAUAGUGUCUGUAUACCUGUAUUCACCCUCUGUCUGAAACGUCUUCUCUGAUUGGUCAGCGUUUUUGUGUCUUCUGCAUCUGCGCUCUCUGCGUCUCUGCACCGCCAUUGCAGUCGGGGAAUGACUGUAACAGCACUGUGGUGGCACUUUCUACCUACUGUAGAUAUAGUUGGGGUUCGGUACCUAAACCCGGUGCUAUUAUGGCACAGAUGCCUAAAUAAACGGUACCUCUCA
This is a messenger RNA of Perca flavescens (yellow perch), 2691 nucleotides long. RefSeq names its product occludin (gene ocln1). NCBI's taxonomy places the organism in Eukaryota, Metazoa, Chordata, Actinopteri, Perciformes, Percidae. Bases 268 to 1935 code for a protein of 555 amino acids. Gene Ontology annotation, molecular function: cis-regulatory region sequence-specific DNA binding. Gene Ontology annotation, cellular component: bicellular tight junction; membrane; transcription elongation factor complex. The record is from RefSeq and is a predicted model, not a curated record. Gene Ontology annotation, biological process: positive regulation of transcription elongation by RNA polymerase II; snRNA transcription by RNA polymerase II; bicellular tight junction assembly. The transcript has 10 exons.